UGAAUUAUUUUCCGUCUUCAUCCCGAGCGGUCUGCUGAUGCCUCCAUUCACCCCAUUUAAUUCCGAAUUGUACUUUUUCCUUUCCAAAAUCUGACAGUGAAAUCGCCUGAGUUCAGAGUGUUGGAUAAUACCUGAAGUUUCAUCAUGGCGGGUGUUGUGAUUGAAAACCUCAGCACAAAGAAAUUAAUGGGAAUUGUUGUUCUCCUUCUGCUGCUGCAAAUCAUCUGUUUUCUUGUGGGUGGUCUUAUCGCACCCUCGCCCACUUCUGCCCACACCCACCUGGCUACAAAGUGCGUUGACCCCGCCAUCAGUCUUCAGAAGGCCUUUGUACCCCAUGGACCCGAUGCCUGCUCCAAGGUGUCCACAUUCGCCGAGGCAACGGAGAAGAACAUCGAGGCGGACUGGAUCGUCUUUUCCAUCCUGAUGCCCCACCGUCCGAACAGGAUGGACCGCAGUUUCCAGUACAUGCUGGGUGUGAUGUCUCUGGAUAUUGUUUAUAAGGAGGAUAAUGAAAUGGGUGACGAGCCUGAACUGACUCUCCUUGUUGAGAUGAUGUAUAAUAACAAUGACAAUGCUCAAGGUGAAUGGAAGAAGAUGUACAGUAUCAAUGAGACCAGGAAACUCAACUGUGAAUUCUAUCAUCAGAAAACUCCUGAAGCAGAAGGAUAUAGCUAUGACUGUGAGCCCAUCCCCCUCUUUGAGCUUGGUACAGUGCAUCACAAGUACUACCUCCUCAACAUCAGGUUACCCGUCUGGGAAGUCGACCCUGAUACUCAGGAAGUCGUCAGAGAACUCAACACCAAUCUUGGAGCAGUCCAGGAACUCUCAGUUGUUGAGAUUCAUCAGAAUGGUGGAUUCACACUGGUGUGGUUAACGUUGAAGACGGCCCUGUUCCCACUGGUUAUCCUAGCUAUGAUCUGGUUCUGGAAGAGGAUUGUUCAGCUGGCAAGGCCACCAGUCCUUCUUGAGAGAACAAUCUUAGCUCUGGCCAUCACAAUUAGUAUUCUAAAUUUACCUUUAGAGUGGCUAACAUUCUUCCAUGACAUGCCCUAUAUGUUAUUACUAAGUGACAUCAGACAAGGGGCCUGCUAUGCUAUGCUCUUUUCUUUUUGGAUCAUCUUUGUCGGAGAGCACAUGAUGGAUCAACAAGAGAGGAAUAGAUUGAAAGUUUACUGGAGACAAGUCGGUUCCAUGACUCUGGGCUGCAUGUGUCUCUUUGUUUUUGACGUUGUAGAAAGGGGUGUCCAAUUGACGAAUCCUUUCUACUCAUUGUGGAACACUGAGACGGGCAGACGUUUGGCUAUGAUCUUUGUGGUACUUGCCGGUAUCUGUGGCUUCCUAUAUACCAUCUUCCUUGUAUUCAUGGUCUGGGGUGUCUUCAAGAAUAUCAGCAUGAAACGAGCUGCCCUCCCACACAUGGUAGCUGCUAGGAGACUGCAUUAUGAGGGACUGAUCUACCGUUUCCGCUUCUUCAUGUUAUUCACCCUGGUCUGUGCCGUCAUGACGGCCAUCUUCUUCAUCUUCUCCCAAAUUAACGAGGGCAACUGGAAGUGGGGGGAGGACAAGCACAACAUCCAGUACAGUAGCGCUUUCUUCACAGGGGUGUACGGCAUGUGGAACAUCUAUGUUCUGGCAGUGCUCAUUCUCUAUGCUCCGUCGCACAAGAACAAACCUUCAACUUUCCAGAAUGGUAAGUGAUGUUCAUCUAUUUGUUUGAAA
Messenger RNA from Lytechinus variegatus (green sea urchin), 1719 nucleotides. RefSeq names its product protein wntless homolog (gene wls). Gene Ontology annotation, cellular component: organelle membrane; endomembrane system. Gene Ontology annotation, molecular function: Wnt-protein binding. The transcript has 11 exons. The coding region runs from base 145 to 1698 and encodes 517 amino acids. Gene Ontology annotation, biological process: Wnt signaling pathway; intracellular protein transport; Wnt protein secretion. The record is from RefSeq and is a predicted model, not a curated record. Lineage: Eukaryota; Metazoa; Echinodermata; Echinoidea; Temnopleuroida; Toxopneustidae.